AUUUUGUUGCAAUUCAGGCGGAGUGGGGAGUGAGAAGUGGUGUUUGUUAACGGCCACUUUUAACACCACAAAAUCUUCGAGGGAGACGGAUUUGUAGGAAAUAUAGCUUGCUGUGCUUCCUACACAGUCCGACGAAGGAUUUCAGAGUAUAUUCUCAUAUUUUUCUUCUGACGAAAGGCUUCAACAACCAAGCCUGAAGAAGUCGGUCUAAGGCUUCUUGGAGCAUCGUGCGCCGAGGUGAAUUGAUGUUCAGCUCGGCUCCACGAGAAAACAACGCUCAUUGGCACAUGAAAACCUCAGACCUUGCUGGACACAAAAGUGCAGCGAGAAGUAGACAGAGAACUACUUCGAGGACCUGGGGCCCGAUUGGAGGUGAAAGACUAAAGAGAGAUCUCUGCUUCGUCAACUUUCUGGCAACAAAGAGGUGACACGUAGUGCAAAAGCAGUAUGGGAGGUGGAGAGAGGUACAACAUUCCAGUUUCCCACCCUGAACGCCCUUUGCCCAAGAAGAACCAUCAACUUGGCCGGGCUAAGCAGAGAAGCCGUGACCAGAACGGAGCAACAGCAGCAGCAUCUGCAGGAGGGGCAGGGGGCCUUCACCAUCAUGGCCACCGCAGGAGUGACAAAGGUGCAGCCUACCACAGGUCUCCAGAGGCGCGGCAGGCCGCGUCUGCAGAGAAGAAUGCUUCUGUCCGUUUUGCCACCAACUAUGAUCAGAACUGGGAGGGUGCAGUGUCUCACCUCAACACGCUCCUGGCCACCCAGGGAAGUCCAAGCUACGCAGGGCCUAAGUUCAGCGAGCCACCCUCGCCAAGCGUGUUGCCCAAGCCCCCCAGCCACUGGGUGUCCUUCCCAAUGGGCUCCUGUGACAACAGGGAGAUGAUGGCCUUCCAGCUCAAGAGCCUCCUCAAAAUGCAGGCCUGAGAGGGAUACCCACAUUUGAUUAUUUCAGAAAAAAGCCAAUGCAUGAACUGGGACUCUUUUGAAGGCAGCCACCUACCAAGAACACUGCAAUGCUGUAAUUCUUUUAUCUGUUUUUUUUAGAUUGACUUCAUUGAGGGUUAGGAGACAUUUAGAGCAGCAUUUUGCUUUUAAUGUUUACACCCAUUUUUUAAAACUAAUAUUUCAGUAUGUUACAGCCUUGCAGCCUUGUUGGUCGGUGAAGCCUUUAGAGGAGUCUGUGACUAAUGAUGAACUGGAUAUUCUUUGUACCUCUGUUUUGUUCUUUUUAAUGUUGGCUAUCAAAGCAGAUUGAGUGUGUUUUUGUCCAAACAAGGGUUAUAGUGUAGGUCAGGUAAGUUCCCAUCACUUUUACGGUCCAUUUCUGUGGACAGACAAGCCUCUUUAUUUCCAAAAGUUGAUCCUUUGGAGUCGGCUCUGAAGCUUCAGGUGCUAAAGCAAACUCACAUUUGUAGCAUUUUCUUUUUUGAGUAAGACCCACCAUUGUUUUCUUAUAAGUAUCCCGUUCCUUGUUUGGGUUGGAAAAUACACUCAACUGCAGUUCUGCAGGGAAAAAAAAAGCUAUCUUACUGUAGAUAAUAAGCUGUAGUCAGUAAGUACAGGUCAGAAAUAUAACCUCAAACUGAGACCAUGGCACACAGGCUUUGGGCUGUCAACUCCUGUACCCUUUUUUAAUUGCGCUGUGCGCACAUGCACUAUAGGAGUUGAUCUUGUCUAAGGCCCACAACACUCUAUCAUAGCAUUAUUUUGUACAAGUCCUUUUUGUUGUGAUUGACAUAUGUAUGAAGUGCUGUGAGUAACCAAAGCGAUGUUCCUGCGGUAAAUUCUUAUUUUAGACAUCCUCAAUAUGUGGUUGGCAUUAUUGCCAUUGCCACUUAAACCAUGCCAGCCUGAGCGGUGAAUGGGUCAGAGCCCCCAGGGUCACUUAUUCAUCUGUUCCAAUCAGCACUGUUAUUGCUCCUGAGCCUCUGCCUAUUCAGGACAGUGAUGCAGCUUUUGCGGAAGAGGGCCAUGCUCAGACAUGGGACUUUUGAGUUUCACUUUCUUCCUAAGUCACAUGACAUGGUCCUGUUGGCUGCAUGCAUUUGUAAACAAGGUCAAGCAGAGCUGGGGAAGGUUUCUGAAGUAAAGUGGCACAAGGGACUCAAUAUGAGGAAGGAGGCUGGUGCUUGUGUUUACAAAAUAGGUCUUUGGUGUUUGACCAUCCCAUAAUCAACAGGCGCCCGCUGCCUCUUUCCUCUGCCUCUUGUUUACCCUCUUGCACUGCAAUCAGACAAUUUUUUUUUCUUCCAUAAGUUACAGGCCAUGAUGCUAUUGAAGUGAAGGAGGCGUAAAUGACUAUCUCCCAGUGGAUUCUGUGUUUUUGUGACUCAGUCCUCUAUUGAGGCUAUUUGCUUUCCCUUUGCAGAAUUGGAGCUGUUUAUGGCCAGCCUAAAGAUGACAAAACAAAGUACGAGAGCUUGUUAGCGUGUUCAAGAGCCAUGUAAAUAAUGACAUGUAUAAAGUACUUGUAGCAUAUGUACAUUUGCAGACCACGUUUGAGGCCUGCCCGACAAAAGUAUUUUUAGUAAUAACACUGAAUGUAUAAGACAUGCUAAGGACAUGUCUUGACUUCAAUACUGAAGAAUAUUUUUGUUAAAAAAAUCUGCCUAUAGCAUUUGUCAGUACCCCUGCACUGUUAUCUUUCCAGAGAUCUUGCACAUGUUUUUUAUUGUUUUGUAUUAUGCAGUGUAGGGUGAAACAUGCUAAGUGCAAAUUAAGACUAUAACAAAUAUCAAUUGGAUCUUAGGAGACUUGCAUAUGUAUGGAUUUGAGUUCUGAAUGUGCUUACAGUUUGUAAGCGUGAUGCUUUUAAUCUUGAGUUGACCUGUUUGUGCCUAAGUUGAAACCCAUGCUGCAACUAUUUUCAUUAGCAGGUAAUGCCACAAAUUGACCAAAUGUUUUCAUCAGAACCACUUUCAGUUCUCGGCUGUUCUUCCGCCAGCUGACAAUUGAAUUUGGCCCCAUGCUGUUUUAAGUAUUACCCUCUGUUGGUUGUUCAUGUAGACAGUUUCUUUCUUGCUCUUGAUUGAGUCAUGCAUGGCGAAGUCUCCUUAUUCUAAAUUUGAAACUUUUAAUGAAUUGGCUAUGAAUUUGUCCUCCCCCGCGAUACAAUGUCACUGAAGAUGAAAAAGAAAAUGUGCCCUGUUUUUUUAAGAUUGGUAUGAAUUGUUUAUAACAAAAAAAUUGAAUUGGGAAAAAGCAAAUGUUAAAAAAUGCACUCAUUGAAUUAAUGACAAAAUUUUACAAAAAAAAAAAUAAAUCCCUUCCCCCUCCCCCUA
Toxotes jaculatrix (banded archerfish) is the source of this 3281-nucleotide messenger RNA. It is a transcript of the gene pnrc2, whose product is annotated as proline-rich nuclear receptor coactivator 2. The record is from RefSeq and is a predicted model, not a curated record. The transcript has 3 exons. Gene Ontology annotation, biological process: nuclear-transcribed mRNA catabolic process, nonsense-mediated decay. Bases 448 to 924 code for a protein of 158 amino acids. Gene Ontology annotation, cellular component: P-body; nucleus. Lineage: Eukaryota; Metazoa; Chordata; Actinopteri; Toxotidae.